UUCACUAGCGUUUACCAAUAGCAUUUUGUGCCCCCAAAGUCUUCCUUUUUACUCUUUUCUUCCAUCACUAAAUCACAAGACAUAGCCUAAACGAUUUCUGGACAAAAUAUGUCAAAUAAGUCUCCCGUCUUCCCCAUGCCUGAGCCUCAACACUUCAGUGACUAUGGCUUCGACCCUCAAAUCGAUUACUUCCAGGUGUUGGAAGAAGCAAGGAAGCAUAAGAAAGAGUCAUCGAGAUCCAUAGACUCUUUGCACUUCAAGCUUCAGAAACCCAUCUCGAAAGAAGAGUCAAGGGUCAAGAAGUCCCUCCACAACAAGGCUAAGAAGAAACGUUGGUGGAAAAAUGCCUUCUUCUUCUUCAAAUGGAAGUGGAUCUACAACAGCCGCCAUGAAAAUGAUUCUAAUUACAGUCUCGAACAUGAUGUGCAUCACGGAAGAGCUAGAGAUUUCAGGGCUUCAAUAUCAGGUCCGGUUUAUGUAACCGAGAGUAGAAGUGGGUCUUGUUCUCCGUAUAGAAGCACAAGCCGGCCGUCGUCAGGCCCACUUGCCGGAACUCUUUCUCCAGUGAACAGGAGUGAGUUUCAGGUUCCUUAUUUGAGUCUCAGAGAGCUGAACACUGAGCAGCAACAACACCAGAGGAUGUCUACUUCUUCAAUGCCGAUAUAUCUGGUCACUUAGAAGAAGGAGAAAGUUGUUUUUUCACUUAAAGAUUUAGUUUUUGAGCUCUUUUAAGCUUUGGUAAGAGCCUGUAGUGGCGGGAUUCUCUUAUGUUUUCGGAUAUCCCCACUGUGAUUUCUGCAACUAAUGAACUCAUGCUUUGACUCGGUCA
Molecule: messenger RNA, 829 nt
Organism: Mangifera indica (mango)
Lineage: Eukaryota; Viridiplantae; Streptophyta; Magnoliopsida; Sapindales; Anacardiaceae
Exons: 2
Coding region: 109-678 (189 amino acids)
Source: RefSeq, a predicted model, not a curated record